UAACGCAAGGGUUAAAAUGGUGAGUGAAAGUCAUCAUGAGGCCCUGGCAGCACCGCCAGCCACCACGGUAGCAGCAGCCCCUCCGAGUAAUGUCACCGAGCCAGCCAGUCCUGGGGGAGGCGGCGGGAAAGAAGAUGCAUUUUCUAAGUUAAAAGAGAAGUUCAUGAAUGAACUGAAUAAAAUUCCACUGCCACCUUGGGCCUUAAUAGCCAUAGCCAUAGUUGCAGUCCUAUUAAUCCUUACCUGCUGCUUUUGUCUCUGUAAGAAAUGCUUGUUCAAAAAGAAGAACAAGAAGAAGGGAAAGGAGAAGGGAGGGAAGAAUGCUAUUAACAUGAAAGAUGUUAAAGAUUUAGGGAAGACCAUGAAAGACCAGGCUCUUAAGGAUGACGAUGCUGAGACUGGGCUGACUGAUGGGGAAGAGAAAGAAGAACCCAAAGAAGUGGAGAAAUUAGGGAAAAUCCAAUAUUCUUUGGAUUAUGACUUCCAGAAUAACCAG
Molecule: messenger RNA, 496 nt
Organism: Tinamus guttatus (white-throated tinamou)
Lineage: Eukaryota; Metazoa; Chordata; Aves; Tinamiformes; Tinamidae
Source: RefSeq, a predicted model, not a curated record